AUGACAACAACCAACACAUAUGUUACGAUUCAGUUAAUCAAUCGAUUCUCUGUUUUGUUGGUGAAGAGGAAGGUUCAAAGUAUGUUUUGCGUGAUGGGGUUAGAUGUAAUCAAAUCGGGAUGUGGCAAGGAGAAUGUUGAUCCAAAUUUUAUCAAAUCUGAACUAGCAGCGAUGGAUAAAAUUAUCGAUGGUGGUAAGAACGUUGAAAUUCAGAAUACUUUUCAAAUUUAUGGAAAUAAUAAUACAAUCAAUGAUUUGGUAGAAGAAAAGGGAUUCGUUUUGAUACAAGCUACUUCUGAUAUGGUUAAAGGGUUCAAUUCUUCCCAAUCCAUGGCUGACAGUUCGCAACCUUCGUCGCCUCCUUCUUUGAAUGCUGGAAUCCAUGCUAAGGGUAUUUUGGGUAAAAUUCCUGGUACGUCCCCUGUUCAUGAAACAUCUCAUGUUACGAUUAUUAUUCCUAUGAAGAUUGUGAAGCAUUCUGGUAGUGGUAAUGAUGAAGUAAUGAAUGAGGAUUCAAAUGAUGAUGUGAAGAUGGGAUCAGAUACUGGGACUGAUUUGAAAAUGAAACAGGGAGUUAGUUUUUUGGAUCUUAAAUGGGAUAAUGAGCCGAUGAUUGUUGAUAAUGAUUCCAAAUCAAAAUCAUCCCAGUGGUUACUAUUGUCAAUGAUGUUAGCAAAAAGUCUUAUGCUCGAAUUGUUGAAGCUUCUAGCUCCGUGGUUGAUCUUAACAUCAAAGUUAUUCCUAAAGUUGAUGGGAAACCAAAUGGUAAAGCUGAGCUAG
Lactuca virosa is the source of this 780-nucleotide messenger RNA. Lineage: Eukaryota; Viridiplantae; Streptophyta; Magnoliopsida; Asterales; Asteraceae. The record is from the annotation of a GenBank genome assembly.